This is a messenger RNA of Penaeus monodon (black tiger shrimp), 770 nucleotides long. Its product is annotated as protein quiver-like. Lineage: Eukaryota; Metazoa; Arthropoda; Malacostraca; Decapoda; Penaeidae. The record is from RefSeq and is a predicted model, not a curated record. Gene Ontology annotation, biological process: regulation of synaptic transmission, cholinergic; positive regulation of voltage-gated potassium channel activity; sleep.
CCUCCUCGGUCAUGCCCUGUUGCUGCCAUGUGCGCCCUCUCUCUCCCCCCGUAGCCCCACCCCCUCGCCAGGCCUCCCCUUCUAGCGUCCUCCUCUAGGGCCUGAUCGCGGAGCCGAGGCUGGCUCCCGCCUCCAACUGCCCUGCUGGAGCGGCUGCCUCCUCGCCGCCAGAGUCUAAAUGUCAGUAGCGUAGGUGCGAGGCGUCCGUGUGGCUGCUCCGUGUGGUGCCGACCCUUGUGUAGUGUGGUGCUGUCCCCCUGUGUAGUGUGCUGCCGCCCCUUAUAGUGCAGGUUAUUGUGUGCAUGAGAGGAUCGGUGCUCGACCCCGUCCCCUCGCUCUCGAAAAAUAAGUCUUUGUCAGCCCCGUCAGCCCCGUCAGCCCCGGCGUACCGAGCCCCGCCUGUCACAUCUGUCCUCUGCCCGGCUUACGCAGCCUGCUAAGCCGCCCCUUCUCUGCCGUAGCGUCCUUCCGCCCACCCCCGCUCGGCCCAGGGGUCCUCCGCCUCCCCCGCUCGGCCCCGGGGUCCUCCGCCGCCCAGCACUGUGGCCCGUCCGACCCCUGGGUCAUGGGAGGGCCGAGAGAGCCUCCUUUGGGAGUCGCCGUCGCCUUGCCGCUCUCCUGCAGGACUCCCUUGACCUCGGCUCGAAGGAGCGCCGUCACCAGGUCCUCCGCGGUGAACAUGGCGUCUCCCCAAGCCCCAGGGAACCCCAGCGCCACCCAGCGCCCCUUCAGGAACCCGUCCUUCCGAGCGCUCCUCACCGCCUGUAUCG